UUUAAUCCAACUAUUUGAAAAAAAAUGUUUUUUUUUGAAAUUUUGAAUGUAAAGUUCAGUGGCAAUAAGCGUUAACCAAAAGUAAAAGAUCAAUAAACUAGUCUGCGUUUUUGUUUUAUUUUUGGCAAUACCAUCUUGCCAUCAUUUGCCGACCACUGCUGGCCAAGAAGAGAUCCAACCAAAAACAAUCCCAAAGAUACGCAUUCACAAUGUCGAUCAAUGAUGUUUUAAGGUCAAACUGACCUCAACACAUAUUCUGUGCGAUACCAACAACCAAAACAAAAGUAGAAGAGAGCGAGAGCUAAAGAGAGUCGGGCUCACAAGUGAACGCAUGCGCCCCUCACAUCUGUCUGCAAUUCAAGUUGAAAGCGAAAAUAAACAACGACCCUCUUGUGUGUCAAGAGUGUUUCGGAAAAGAAACAAAUUUUUGAAUACAUAGACAAUCGAUUUAGGAAAGUGCCCCAGCAACUAUGAAAGUGCAGCGAUGCCACAGCUUGUUGCAAGCAACAUGUUGUCUACUUAUACCAUUGCUUAUUUCUAUAGCUGCCACUUAUGCAACAUCUCCACCUCAAGCGGAAGUAAGUGAUUCGCAAACCAUUGCCCCAAGAGCAGGUAAAUUUGGGGAAAAAAUUGUACAAAAUGAAAUAUUUCUGUCCACACCAAUUACUCCACUAAAGACAGUGGAUAGAGGCACAACAACGCUGAGGCAAGAUAGAGAUGAAAGUAAAAGGGAGAGCACUAGCCCAGUUAGAGUAACCCAUUCCACUGAGGUGAACACUCAAAUGCCAAGGCGUUCAUCUGCCCAACGUAACCCACAGCCGCAGACAUCGCCUAGAAUAGAUUAUUUCCUGCCUACACCUUUGACACAGAGUAAACAAGAAUAUAUAACCUUACCCACACAUCCUCCUCCUUCCGAGAACACUGUAUCUCAUAUCUCGCGGCGUCAUAAUGCCGCAAGUUCAGAUCACAAUCUUGUGCAACAAUAUGAUAUACCUGCAGUGCAUAAAACCCAUCAAGUCAAACCACAAAAGCCAAUAACCCCAGCUGGAGUGGGUCAACAACAGGCGACAUCAUCAUUGCCACCCCCUUCCCAGGCAACAAAUUCAAAUCGAUCACGUAUUUCCCACACUAAAAAAGAAAACAAUGCGCAGGCGCCUAGUAGUUCACAGGCCACAGCUGGUGAGCGACAACGUCAACAGCAACAGCAACAAAGACAAACGACAGCGGCAAUUGCGACAACAAGACGUAUCGAAGCGUCACGUACAAAUUCCCAACAUUCAACAUUGCAGUCACCUCCAACACCCGCAUCGCGUAAUGCAAAUCGCAACAGCUCCGCAAGAAGCCGCAGCAUUGCAAAUAAACCCACAAGAAAUCAUCAGCAAAACUCUUUGCCUAGACCAUCAGCAACGGCUCCCGGUCAAUAUAGUCCCAUGAAAAUAGUGCCUUCGCCACCAUCAUCCAAUGGCCAACAAAUAAGGCCGAAAAGUACUUCAGUAAAUCAGCAUAGCAACCGCACUAACUCUAGGAAAUCAUCAAAGAGUGUUGCAACUACCACAACUCCCAGACCUUUGUUCUCUCUGCCCAACGAGUACAAUAUAUUCUCACCGGCAUUUUGGAGCUUCCUAAAUCCCACAUUCCGAAAUCGUACACCUCCCGAACCCAAAACCACCACCACACCAGUCAUAACCACCACAAAGAAACCACCCAAAAAAUACAAUCCAACCCAACAAGUAACCCUUAGAAAAGAGGAAAAACUCACUUAUUCCAAAACUAAACCGACACAGAAUCCCACCACCACCACCACCACUACAACGACAACAUCAACCACUCCCAUCCCUGAACCCAUAUAUGCAACACCUCCAAAACGCAAAGACGAGGGACCCUUUCGCAUAGCAUUGCCUACUUUCAAUAUCUUGAACUCGCGCAGAGAGACUAGCUCUCCGGCUGAAAAGGAUAAACGUGAUGCCGAGGAUGACAAUGAUCCAGAUUUGCGCGCCAAAUACAAUUGUCCUCGCGAAAGUGAGGUACGCUUUCAAUUGUUUCCAAAAAUAUGCACGAUCGACGAAGACUGUAAGGUCUGGAAUCGUGGCGAGAUAUGCUGUGAUAUCUUCGGGGCCAAGAGUUGUGUCUCUGGCAUACCCAAGCCCCUGGAAGAGACAUCGCAUUCACCAAUACUCGGUCUGAUACCUCGCAAGUGUCCGGGUAGGCCAUUGGCCGAAUUAUGGUGGGAGGUGAAGGAGUGUGAAACAGAUAUGGAUUGUUGGCCACGUGUGUGUUGUCCAGAUGGUAGAAGGCGGUAUUGUCGCACCUCGCAACCGGAAUUGGAUACAAUACCGGUGCCGGUACAAAGGUCAUUCAAUUAUUUGACCGAAUAUUUAGAAUGUACCGCGCCACCACCGCCCAUUUUCGACUUACAUCCAAAAACGUGUUCUUCUACCCUGGACUGUUUUCCCAAUGUCUGUUGUCAAGAGGCUGGACUACGUCACUGUAGGCCACCAAAAAAAUCUGUUCUCACCAUGUUGGCCAAUGUCUUUAAUGUAGAUUUAGUUAAGCGUUUAACACAAAAUAUUGUCAUUAAAUAAUCACUGAACACAGAACUUUAUUAUAAUCUACUAAAAAAAUAAUCACAAUCUCAUUGAACGUUACAUGUGGAAAGACCCAUAAGGGUGUGUGUUAAUCUGAAUUAUUCUCUACAUUGAUAUUAAAUUAUAUAACCAUGUGAUGUUGUUGAUAUUACUGCUAACUAAUCGAUAUUUAAACAUUUUGUGUAUAUAUUUAUUA
Stomoxys calcitrans (stable fly) is the source of this 2781-nucleotide messenger RNA. Its product is annotated as mucin-2. The record is from RefSeq and is a predicted model, not a curated record. Lineage: Eukaryota; Metazoa; Arthropoda; Insecta; Diptera; Muscidae. The transcript is spliced from 4 exons. Bases 471 to 2582 code for a protein of 703 amino acids.